UGCGUACUGCGGAGCCCUUGACCCCGUUUCUUCUUCGCCUUGCACGCUGGGAGCCUCCACCAGUCACUGUUCUCCGUCAUGGCGGCUCGUGUCCUGCUGCAGUGUGUCCGCUCGUUCGCCCGGCCCUCACUGAGGCUUUCCUCCGGCAGUCUGGCAGUCAGAGCCGGUGCCGCUCCAGCAGCAGCCAUCCACCGACCUCUCUCCUUCGCCGCAGACAGCCGGAGGACGCGGUGGCUCGGACAGAGUCGGGUUCCCUCAUUGGGAGUGUUGUGCCGACAGUAUGGCGACCUGCCCCCCCUCACUCUAGAGACCAUUAAAGACCGUGUCAUGUAUGUCCUCAAGCUCUAUGACAAGAUCAACCCUGAGAAGCUGCAGACAUCCUCCCACUUCAUGAAAGACCUGGGUCUGGACAGCUUGGACCAGGUAGAGAUCAUCAUGGCCAUGGAGGAUGAGUUUGGCUUUGAGAUCCCUGACGCCGAAGCAGAGAAGUUGAUGACUCCUGAGGAGAUAGUACAAUAUAUCGCAGACAAGAAGGACGUUUAUGAAUAAUCUGUUCUAUAGCUCACUACAAGAGGGAGGUCGACCUGAGCAUGAGCGCGCAGGAAGUACUUGUGAAGCAGAAAACCAUUUUCCACCUCUCCUGUCCGCUCUUCUGUCCAUCACAGCGUUUUUGGCUUCAGUGUCUUGUGUUUGACUGUAUUUAAAUGAACAUUUGCUGUGGGAGCUUGGAGACAAAAUAAACAAGAUUCUAGCAGUUUUUUUUUUUUUUUUUCCAUUUGUUUCUUCCAGCUCCAACCUGUGGUUCCGAUGUAUGAUUUCUCAUGAUUAUUCAAUAAAGACACAAGCUGUA
Scatophagus argus is the source of this 850-nucleotide messenger RNA. It is a transcript of the gene ndufab1b, whose product is annotated as NADH:ubiquinone oxidoreductase subunit AB1b. Gene Ontology annotation, cellular component: mitochondrion. NCBI's taxonomy places the organism in Eukaryota, Metazoa, Chordata, Actinopteri, Scatophagidae. The coding region runs from base 79 to 549 and encodes 156 amino acids. The record is from RefSeq and is a predicted model, not a curated record. The transcript has 5 exons. Gene Ontology annotation, molecular function: acyl binding; acyl carrier activity. Gene Ontology annotation, biological process: fatty acid biosynthetic process.